GGACUAGCUGUUGGUCUUGGGAUUGGGGCAUUGGCAGAAGUUGCAAAGAAGAGCCUUAGACCAGAUGAACGCAAUGGAAAGAAAGCAGUGAUGGAUUCUAGCCCGUUCCUGUCAGAAGCCAAUGCAGAAAGAAUCGUAAGAACCUUGUGCAAGGUCCGGGGAGCAGCACUGAAGCUGGGACAGAUGUUAAGCAUUCAAGAUGAUGCCUUCAUCAACCCCCAUCUCCAGAGGAUUUUUGAGCGUGUACGUCAGAGUGCUGACUUCAUGCCGAUAAAGCAGAUGAUGAAAACGCUGAACAAUGAUCUUGGCCCCAACUGGAGGGAUAAACUGGAGUCCUUUGAAGAACGCCCUUUUGCUGCUGCUUCAAUUGGUCAGGUUCACCUGGCACGCUUGAAAAAUGGGAAAGAAGUUGCCAUGAAAAUCCAGUACCCCGGAGUCGCCCAGAGCAUCAACAGUGAUGUUAACAACCUGAUGACUGUCCUGAGCAUGAGCAAUAUUCUCCCUGAAGGUUUGUUCCCUGAGCAUUUGAUUGAAGUCCUGAGCAGAGAGCUGGCCCUGGAGUGUGACUACCAGAGAGAAGCUGCCUGUGCAAGGAAAUUCCAGGAGCUGCUGAAAGACCACCCCUUCUUCUAUGUUCCGAGAGUAGUGGAUGAGCUGUGCAGCAAGCAUGUCCUGACCACAGAGUUGGUGUCUGGCUUCCCCUUGGAUCAAGCUGUAGGACUGAGCCAGGAGAUCAGAAAUGAGAUUUGUCACCACAUCCUGGUACUGUGUCUGCGGGAGCUGUUUGAGUUCAGAUACAUGCAGACUGACCCAAACUGGUCAAACUUCUUCUACGACCCACAGUUGCACAAGGUGGCUCUGCUGGACUUUGGAGCAACACGAGGGUUUGAUGAGAAGUUCACGGAUGUCUACAUAGAGGUAAUCAAGGCAGCUGCUGACAUGGACAGAGAGAGAGUACUGAAGAAGUCCAUUGAGAUGAAAUUCCUCACUGGCUAUGAAGUCAAGGAAAUGGAAGACGCCCACUUAAAUGCUGUCCUCAUCCUGGGAGAGGCUUUUGCAUCUGAGGAACCUUUUGAUUUCGGCAACCAAAGCACCACUGAAAAGAUCCAUGGUUUAAUCCCGGUCAUGCUGAAGCAUCGGCUUGUCCCUCCGCCAGAGGAGACCUACUCUCUUCAUCGCAAGAUGGGGGGUUCUUUUCUUAUCUGCACCAAACUAAAGGCCAAAAUUCCCUGCAAAAACAUGUUUCAAGAGGCAUAUAGCAAAUAUUGGAGCAGUAGGGGCAAGAAGCCAGAGGAGUAGUAAGAACGAACUAACACGUCUUGUUCUGAGGGCACAGUUCAUCUGGGCCUUGCAGAGAGUGUUCUAGCCUCCCAUGCGUUGCUCCCCAGCUCUCCAUCCUCUUGAGACGCAGCAGCCUGUGCCCUGGAAGCCACGUGUGCGUUUCACAAGGACAAAGCUGUUCUUUCAUGCCGUGUCUGUCCUACACUGACUGCCAGUACAGUCCGCAGCUUGCAGGAAACUAUCUUCUCGAGUGCUUCUGUACUGUUUCAAGGCACCAGCUGACUACCUUGAAUGCAUUUUUAACAUUGUGAUGGUGGCUGCGUAUUCAUUGGGUUUUAUAACGAGUAGGGGAAGGAGGACAAGAGCAGAAUUUAAUAUUGAAACCUGUUUGUAAUUCUCCAAAAAUCGUUUUUUUUUUAAAAAAAAACCCUUCCCUCUUUCAUGCCAAGAUGGAAUUCAAGUAGUUUUCAUACUGUGAAUUACAGAAGGAAAUACUAAGGUGUACCCUACCACAGACACAUUCAGCACCUCCCCCUCCGUUUUGUAAGUCAAGUGGUGGCAGUUUGAGAACCCUCCUGGAUUUUACUGACAUUAAUUUAAUGCAAGGGGGGCGUGUGUACAUAGGAUGAAGUUUUAUGCUUUCUGCCUCUUUUUGGCUUGCGAGCAAAACAUAGGAAAUUUUUUAAAAAUCUGAGAAUUGAGUGGCAGUCUCUUUUAAGCACACAUGUACACUCACACGACCCAUCUCAGUUCUGGGAGUCAAAUCUGUAAUGAAGAGAGUUAUAUCUGAGCACAAAUAGUGGGAUUCUUCACUGUCUGGUAGGUAUCAGCUUUCCUGAGGGUGAGUUAGAUAAGCUACAACUCUGACACCAACUGCUUGCUGGACUCCUAACCAAGAACCUAGUCUGUCUGUCUGUCUCUCUGUUUUCCUGUAACGCAGAACUUAAGGCAAGGCAGACAAACACGUAAUGUCUCUCAUGAGCAUUUCAAGCUUUUGCUGAAAUGUCACACGUUUAAAACCAGACGCACAGUUUUAAACUAUUGGAGUCAAGCUAGGAAACUUACUUUCUUAGAUUUUUGUACAAAGCCUGUUACCUGUACGACUUCCCGAUUUCAAUAAAAAAGUGCUUAUGCGGUGG
Tauraco erythrolophus (red-crested turaco) is the source of this 2420-nucleotide messenger RNA. The record is from RefSeq and is a predicted model, not a curated record. NCBI's taxonomy places the organism in Eukaryota, Metazoa, Chordata, Aves, Musophagiformes, Musophagidae.